Molecule: messenger RNA, 2573 nt
Organism: Branchiostoma belcheri (Belcher's lancelet)
Lineage: Eukaryota; Metazoa; Chordata; Leptocardii; Amphioxiformes; Branchiostomatidae
Exons: 14
Coding region: 12-2114 (700 amino acids)
Biological process (GO): cell-matrix adhesion
Molecular function (GO): calcium ion binding
Source: RefSeq, a predicted model, not a curated record
GGAACGACAAGAUGCGACAACUUGUCCUGACCGCUUUUCUGCUGGGUUCUCUGGCGAUGACUUCGGCUCAGAUAACCCCAGUGAGCCAUGCUGCCUUCUACCCGUACGGACCCGGUACUGGCGACAUUCUGGACCCGACCGCUGAUGACAGCACAUCGGGACCGCAGGCCCUCAGCACAGCUUUCCCGUUCUUUGGAAAUACCUACAAUGAACUUUUCGUCAACACCAACGGUGACAUCUCCUUCGGAGUAGCGGUAACAAGUUACACACCUAGACCGUUUCCAGUGACGAACAACAGGGUCCUCGCCGUUUACUUCACCGACAUCAAGACAAGCAACGGAGGACGGUCUGGUUACAUUUACCAUCGGGAAACAACUGACGCUGCUAUAUUGGCCAGGGCAACCGGGGACAUCCAGACAGCCUUCCCCGCCGACCAUGGAAGUUUCGUGGCGACCUGGGUCUACAUCGCAACCUGGCACGAAGUGGGGCUAUAUGACGAGAGCGGAUACGGUGGAAAUCUUCGGAACACGUUUCAACUUGUGCUGAUCACGGACGGCCAAAAGUCCUUCACCCUGUAUAACUACGCCCGGAUCGACUUCUUACAAGGGGAGACCAACGGUGGUAAUGGAGCUACCGGCACAGGACCAAACCCAGCGCAGGUUGGGAUAAACGGAGGGAACGGAGUCCACUAUGCUCUUCACCCGUACUCGAGAACCACUAAUCUGUACAACCUGCCGACAUGGACCGAUCCGGCUGUGCCGGGACCUCCUGGCCGUUGGACCAGGAGAACUGACCUGGCUACUGUCGGCGACGCUAUCGAAUCGCUGGAAGUAUUUUCUACUGUCAAAGGCACAGGACAGUCCGUCUACGAUGCCUGGGCGGCCAGUCCAGGUGCCGAGAUUCGACACGUCAAGUGCCCGAUUCUGGACCUCUGGGACACACUUCCCAUCAAAUUGGUGAAGGUUGUUCUGAAUACGCCCGAUGGAGACAAGGAGUUUCUAUUCAAUGGUGAAAAUUCAAACAAGUUUGACUGGUUCUCCAAGUCGCGCAUGUUGUCAUCAUCAUAUGACGAUAUCAGUACCGAGCCUCAAAACUUUUUCUCAAUACCAGGGGAAACAAAUGUCAAAAGGAGGUUCUACCUCAGUCGCAGCCAUAACGGAUGCGAAGGAGACCUGGGGUGGAUGAUGGUGGCCGAGGGCGGUUAUACAUCAGGUUUCUGCUGGUGGGAGCGGGUAUCUACGUACAACCUGCCGUAUAUCAAGUACUCGAAGAGGAGCGGAUACGCCAGAUGGGCCUAUGUCGACGAAUGCGCCAAUAGCAACGGUGGGUGUGCACAAACGUGCAAUAACAACGUCGGAAGCUUCACCUGCUCUUGCCCUGCCGGCUACGUGUUGAAUGCCGAUGGCUUUGCCUGCGAUGAUGUCGACGAAUGCGCCAAUAGCAACGGUGGGUGUGCACAAACGUGCAAUAACAACGUCGGAAGCUUCACCUGCUCUUGUCCUGCCGGCUACGUGUUGAAUGCCGAUGGCUUGAACUGCGAUGAUGUCGACGAAUGCGCCAAUAGCAACGGUGGGUGUGCACAAACGUGCAAUAACAACGUCGGAAGCUUCACCUGCUCUUGCACUACCGGCUACGUGUUGAAUGCCGAUGGCUUCACCUGCGAUGAUUGUGCCACAGCGUACUCCGGUCUCCGGCCUGCCAGCAAUUUUGGGUUCCACCAGGGCCACUGUUUCUGGUCUUCCAACCGUCAUCAGCGCCUGACCUACGCAGCGGCCCUACAAGCCUGCCAAAGUCACGGGGGCACGCUUAUUAUGAUCAAGGACAGCGCCACCCAUACAUUCAUCAUGAACCACCUGAAGAGGAAGAGUGUGAAAGGCCGACGAGAAAGGCGAUUCUGGAUUGGCCUGGAUGACAUUAACGACGAGAACGUUUACCUCUGGAACGACGGAACCCCUCUGGGAGCCUUCAACAGGUGGAAGUCCACGGCUCCGCACAAGAUCAGGGAUUGUGUGACUCUGUGGAAAAAACCCAAGCGGGCCCCUCGCUGGUACAUCAAACCAUGCAGCAACAGCUACCCGUACAUCUGCCAACUGGGCGUCAGCGGCAGUAAGUAAGGCGGCGCGAGGCAGUGACGUCAGAGCCACAACAUCGCCAUGACGUCAGAACAUCACCAUGACGUCAGAACAUCACCAUGACGUCAGAAUAUCACCAUGACGACAGAACAUCACUAUGACAUCAGAACAUCCUGACGACAGAACAUUGCCAUGACAUCAGAACAUCACCAUGACAUCAGAACAUCACCAUGACGACAGAACAUUGCCAUGACACUUAGAACAUCGCCAACUGACCGACAGACAGACAUCACCAUCGACAUCAGAACAUCACCAUGACAUCAGAACAUCACCAUGACAUCAGAACAUCACCAUGACGACAGAACCAAAUGUUAAAAAACGCACACAUGCACGCGUAUGCACACGCUCACACACAAUAUAUAUUAUCCCAAAUAAACAUGGGAUAAUAAUGCACACACGCUCAUACACACAUAUGCACAUGCGCGCACACACACACACAGU